Echinococcus granulosus is the source of this 669-nucleotide messenger RNA. RefSeq lists its product as hypothetical. The record is from RefSeq and is a predicted model, not a curated record. The transcript is spliced from 4 exons. NCBI's taxonomy places the organism in Eukaryota, Metazoa, Platyhelminthes, Cestoda, Cyclophyllidea, Taeniidae. The coding region runs from base 1 to 669 and encodes 222 amino acids.
AUGUAUCCCUGGAAGGCGGUUUCUGAAUAUUCCGAAACCUCAAGACUCCAUCUUGCGCAGAAGAAAGACCUUGUCAAACAUGAUGUUUUCCUCCUCUGUCAAAUUUGCAAGACAGAAAUUAUCAAGACCUCUGCCAUUAAACGCCAUUGUGCCAUUUUUGAUUAUCCCCAAGGGAGUGGCGUUGGGAACGCCUUCCUGUCUAAAGAUGACGAAGUGGAAGAUGAAAAAUCCCAAUUAAUCGGAACCUCGUGGAGUGAAGUAACACGUGUCGGCCAAAUGUGUGUUCGUGUGUCUGGAGGAGGCGGGGGAAGGGGGGUGGAUGCAGAUCGUUUGAAUGAAAUUGGUCGGUCCACCGACCUACCUACCUGCCUGUUUCACCGUCCCCCCGCCUCCACCCCUCCGAACCUCCCCACCGCAUCUCAGCGUGUGGUCGCCAUGCCUGUGUUGGUGCGCACGUGCGACCACCUAGGUGAGGUGCUGAAUCAUCCUUUACGUGGCCUGGCCCCAGUGGUCAUUGCUCAGUGUGGGGGGGAGAGCGAGUUGAUCAGACCCGGGUGGACCGGGCUGGAGAGUGGACCACCCUCACUCGCCUGUGUGUGUGUCUUGCCUCGCCCCCCAACACCACCAUUCCUGCUCUCCCUCUUUGAGCCUUACGAGGCACUGUGGUAG